Aspergillus alliaceus is the source of this 5241-nucleotide messenger RNA. RefSeq names its product putative DEAD/DEAH box helicase. Gene Ontology annotation, cellular component: cytoplasm. The transcript has 3 exons. Bases 1 to 5241 code for a protein of 1746 amino acids. Lineage: Eukaryota; Fungi; Ascomycota; Eurotiomycetes; Eurotiales; Aspergillaceae. Gene Ontology annotation, molecular function: nucleic acid binding; ATP binding. The record is from RefSeq and is a predicted model, not a curated record.
AUGAGGGUUCGGUGCUUCGAGACAUAUCGCUGUGAUGAGUUUGCAGAGUACCUUGCUUCUGUGGACGCUUACUUUUUAAUGUGCCAUGAUGGAGCGGUUACAGGAUUAAAUACCAGGAAAUGUCCAGGAUUGACGCUGAAUGAUCUCGAUCUGGUGGAAGAUGAUGAUUCAGGCCUGUCGGAUUUUGGUGAGCAAGUUAGCGAGAUAUCUCCUAUCUGGGAAACCAGUGCUAUGCUACGAUCCAUGGUACACCAUUUCAUUUGUCAUGGAUACAAUGUCUCACUGAUUAACAGCCUUGAGUUCCGGGACGCAAAGGCGAUGGCGAUGGUAGUGGAGGGCUCCGCAGAACGCGCGAGACAGCUCUACAGCGCGGAAACAGCAGCCACAGAAGAUUAUGCCCAGUCGCCGAUACCAGGCUUAGAUGUAAGACUGGUCUCUGAAACUACGAUGAGAGAUGAGCUGGUCGAGGCUCAAAAUUCCCUCCAACCUACGGCCACUGUCGAUAUAAAACCAAUGUUCACGGAUCGAGCAGUGAGCGAACGACUUUCAGUGAAAUUACUCGAACUAAUGGAUUCCCGGUCGAAAUCCGAUAUGGGACAGCGUGAGAUAAUUUCCGUCUUAGCAGUCAGCGCCGUGUUUAAAUCUGGAUGUUCCGGCAGCAGUGACAAUACCCUAUCGGCGCGCUCUAUUCUGCUACAUACAAUCAUUUUAUGCGACUGUAAAUUGAAUGAGCGAACCAGUAGCCCCAUAGGUAUUGCAGAGGGCGACGCCUUUCUAAAUAGCUAUAUUGAUGCUGUGCUUGGAAUUCUCACCUCAGCUUGGUGGCAAGUAUUCACGACAAACACACGCUGUGAUAUAGGUGACAUGAUUGAUGGAAGGCUGUUCUAUGAGACUCUGAGAACACUUCGACAUCCAAACCACCAAUAUAGCUUUACUACCUCGGUAAUAUCCCGACUUGAGAUCCUCGCAUCAUUCGUAAAGGAUCUCUGUGGAGUGGAGCUAGAAUUUUCACAGUACCCCAACACUACCAAAGACUGUAUUGAGCCAAGAAGCAUCGAGGUAUGGAAAGUGAAAGGUUCAGAGUGUCCCAGUAACUCGGACCCAGAAAGAAAUUCCACUGCAGUGAUGCCAUUCAACAAUCCUGUGUUAGACCCGCAUUUGAGCCCAGUGUCCCUUGCCAUCGACAGCUCUGCCGGCGAGAAGGUGGGCCUUGCGAUAUCAAGAAUAUCAGAGGAGCGCAGCCACUGGCUUAAUCACAGAAAGCCAUUGAGUACAAAAGCUUUCCAUCAUUUAACAUGGUGGCAGCUUCGACGUAAUCAGUUUUUCAUGGCUGAAAUGAGACAAUAUGCUGCCAGUCUGACAAAUUCUGGUACCUUGGAUCCCGAGACAGUGGUUGUUAAAUCUCAAAACGGUGACCAAAGCUUGCAGCACAAUCCUCAUCCCAGGCCAGGCGCUUUAUCAGUCAGAGGCCAAGUAGCAGCUCAACAAUUGACAAAGCGAACCGAAAUAACCAACAAACACCGAAAAAAUUGGGAAAGCAAGCGUGUGGAGUUUGACAAGAUGCACAAUUAUGCUGCACGCUAUGUGAAGGUGGUCCAGUAUCUUCAGAAUAUGGACAAGAAAAGAAGAAACACUAUAGAAACCGAAGUUCUGACCUAUGGCCUCAGCACGUUGGUCCACCUAUGGAUAGAAAAGUGCAGCAGCAACCAAAGAGAUCGCUCUAUGUCAGUUGCAGCACUUAUUUGGAGCACUCUAUGUGAGAUUGCGAAGAAGGAACACGGCGUAACGGAGGAUAUAGUAAAUUGUUUGAAGGGUACGAUAAGCAAACUCUGUCUCCCAGCCGUGAAUAUUUCAGCGCAGGGUACUCAUCCACUUUCCUUUCAAUUUGCACCGAUUAUCUGCAACAAAGCCCAUGUCAGCAUUGGGUUAUCUUUUGUUGAAUUUCAACUUGUUCAGGCUGGGCCAUACCUUGAUCGUAGUAUGGGUUCCGCACCAGAUCCUCGCGUUCAUGACUUUGAACCUGAUAGGUGGCAGCGGGAUAUCCUGGACCAAAUCGACACAAGAAAGAGUCUUUUUGUGGUGGCCCCAACAAGCUCAGGAAAGACUUUCAUUUCGUAUGUUUCCCUGCUGGCUUUUUUAGAGGAUGACAACGACGGAGUGCUUGUCUAUGUGGCCCCUACAAAGGCUCUCGUUAAUCAGAUUGCUGCUGAGGUUCAGGCAAGAUUCUCCAAAAGUUUCAAGGACGUCGGAAAGUCCGUAUGGGCAAUUCAUACGCGCGAUUACCGCAUCAAUAACCCGACAGGCUGCCAGGUUCUAAUCACGGUACCUCAUAUAUUGCAGAUCAUGCUCCUUGCACCAGCAAAUGCAAACCCAUGGUCUUCUCGAGUCAAGCGUAUUAUCUUCGACGAAAUCCAUUGCAUUGGCCAAGCAGAUGAUGGUGUUGUCUGGGAGCAACUGCUUCUCCUUUCCCAUUGCCCAAUAAUUGCACUUUCCGCGACUGUUGGUAACCCCCAAGAGUUUAGCAGAUGGCUGGAAUUGACACAGAGGGUGAAUGGAAAUGAGCUUAAGAUGAUUGAGCACAAAAGUCGCUACUCGGACUUGAGGAAGUAUUCCUAUCAUCCUCCAGAUAAUUUCGUGUUUAAUGGGUUUUCAAGUCCAGACAUACUAGCUCCACUUGGCCUCGAUAAUAGUCCAAACAUGUCUUUUAUUCACCCUGUCGCUAGUUUGAUUGACCGAUCCAGAGGUAUUCCUGAUGAUUUGACUCUGGAGCCACGAGACUGUUGGACCCUUUGGAUUGCGAUGGAGAAGUGCAAGACAGCGCAAUUUCCAAUUGACAAGUCGAUGAACCCAUCCGUCGCUCUGCCAGCUAUUAUUAGCAAAGCGGAUAUUAUCCAGUGGGAGAAUAAGCUAAAAGCUCUCCUAAAGUCCUGGAUGAAUGAUGAUAAUUCACCGUUUGGUAGAGUCUUGAAAGAGUUAUCGUACAAGCCUCAGACAGAAGGUAAAUGUCGUACUCAAGUAUCAUCCGGCGAAACCGAUAAUUCGGAAAACAAACACGAGAUUAAGAAGAACAGUAUUCUCGAUACCACUCUGCCAUUGAUCUGCUCGCUCCAUGAUCAAGGUGCUCUUCCGGCUCUGAUCUUUAAUUACGACCGGAGCCAUUGUGAGCGUAUAUGCCAUCAUCUUCUCAAUCAGCUUGAAGAUGAGGAGAGCCGGUGGAAAGAAUCUAGUUCGGCGUGGAAAAAUAAGAAACUCAGGUGGGAGGCAUGGAAGAAAGCAGAAGAAAAAGGUGCUAAACUGCAGAGAAAGAACGAGGCUAAGGGAUAUGGUAAGAUAUCGAAAGAUGAGCAGAUCCGUGAUUCAGCUUUCGUUGAAAGAAGCAAAUAUAGCUUAUUUGACCCCAAAGCGCUAGUUCCCGGGUAUCACCUGGCGGAUAUCAAAAAGCUUUCGGGAGAAGAAUUCGAGGAACAUGCAAAGGAAUUGAAGCACAGGCACAUACCGGAAUGGCUUAUUGGGGCUUUGAGACGCGGUAUUGGCGUUCACCAUGCUGGAAUGAAUCGCAAAUAUCGUCAGGUGUGUGAAGUCCUGUUUCGAAAGGGCUAUCUACGUGUGGUUGUUGCUACAGGAACCUUAGCUCUUGGUAUCAACAUGCCUUGUAAAACAGUUGUCUUCUCUGGUGACUCAAUCUUUCUAACGGCUCUUGGGUUCCGUCAAGCGGCUGGUCGAGCUGGCCGUCGUGGCUUUGACUUCCUAGGGAACGUUGUCUUCCAGGGAGUUCCUUAUGCGAAAGUCUGUCGUUUACUCAGCUCAAAGCUUCCGAGCCUCAAUGGACAUUUUCCUAUCACGACUAGCUUAGUCCUCCGCUUGCUUAUCUUGCUUCAUGAGUCUAAACAAGCUCCAUACGCCGUGAAAGCAAUCAAUUCAAUCUUGUCAUGCCCACGCAUCUACCUCGGCGGGCCAGAGUCCAAGCAUACCGUUCUUCACCAUCUUCGGUUUUCAAUUGAAUACCUCCGCCGAAACUACCUUUUGGAACAAGGAGGAGCGCCGCUAAACUUCUCUAACAUUAUUGCGCAUCUCUACUACACUGGGAAUUCCAGUUUCGCGUUUCAUGCACUACUUAGCGGAGGAUACUUUCAUAAUGUCUGCAAAGGGAUCGACCAAAGGCCAAACCAGGUACUUCUGACCCUCAUGCUCGUCAUGUCGCACCUGUUCGGUCGCCAUUACCUUCGACCGGCUAUUCUAGAAUCACACCAAGGAGCAACCAAAAGCUCACCUUCAGUGGUGAUCCUUCCACCGAUGCCCGAGGAAGCAGCUCGGAUCCUACGUUCCCACAAUGAGAAGACCCUAGACAUCUACUCAGCCUAUGUCACAACCUACAUCGAACAACACGUCAAAGACAUUGAUAGUCUCCUCCCACUAACCAACCUCAAAUGCGGAGGCGACAAAUCCCCUGAGGAUAUCAACCCAUCAAUGCCAUUCCUUCCCCCGACACAGGUCACUUCCUCCUUCGUCGCUCUAUCCGGCCAUCGCGACAAAUGGGUCAGCAUCUCUGAGCUCUGCAAAAACGUCCGAAGCGGCGUAUGGCUAGAGCAAACCGUUGUCCCUUACGUGGGGCUAUACCCAGAAGAAGGAACCCUCCCCUUGAACGCCUACUUAUUCGACUUCUUCAAGCACGGCAACGUCCACGCUCUUGAAAACGACAACAUGAUCCGUAAGGGUGACAUCUGGUUCCUGUUAAAUGACUUCUCACUCGUUCUGGCUACCAUCGUGACUAGCUUAGAAAAUUUCCUUCAUUUGUCACCCAUUAAAGACCCGGAGCUUUUGAAUACCAUGGGCAGUGGUGACGUCUAUCAAGAAGAACUAGACAUCAAUCUCGCGGAAAAAUUCUCCGAUUUCGACGACAAGGCUUAUAAGCCGAGUAAGCAUCUUAAUAACAGACCUCCUAAGCAACCAUCACCCCCCUUGCGGGCCAAACCCAAAAAGCCCAAGGUAGCCGACAGCUGGGAAGAUGAAGUGAGUGAUGAGGAGUCGGACAAAGAAGAAAAGGAAGAAGUCAUUCCAAUGGCCCUCCCGAAAGAUUCGGAGAAGAAGUUGAAGAAAUGUACCAGAAAAAGUAUGCAGGAGGAUGACCACGCCGCUCAUGCAAAUACAGCCCUGGAUGGACAAGCGAUCUCGUGGGUCCUGGAGGCCUUCCGUAGGCUUCAGGCUGAAUUUGAUGGAAAUUUCAAAGCUACGUGGGCAUGA